Molecule: messenger RNA, 1556 nt
Organism: Capsella rubella
Lineage: Eukaryota; Viridiplantae; Streptophyta; Magnoliopsida; Brassicales; Brassicaceae
Product: F-box protein SKP2A
Exons: 5
Coding region: 246-1334 (362 amino acids)
Biological process (GO): SCF-dependent proteasomal ubiquitin-dependent protein catabolic process
Cellular component (GO): SCF ubiquitin ligase complex
Molecular function (GO): protein binding
Source: RefSeq, a predicted model, not a curated record
ACUUUAGAAAAAAAAAACAAAUUUGGAGGAUACUUAUUAGUUCUCCACAAAAAAAGCAAACACUGAGAUUGAAAGUUUGUAUUUGUUCUGUUUCUCUGAAAUUGAAAGCUUGUAUUUUUCUUGCAUUUUUAACUUUACUCAUACACAGUACUCUUUACUUUCAAAAUUCCUUUUUUUUUGGGGUUUUAAAAAAUCUUAUAUCGUCUUUCGAGGAUCAAGACACCGCUUCGUUAUAAAAGAUAAAGAUGGUGAUGGUAGGAGAAGAAGCAUCAUCCAUGGAACUGGACCAGUGUUUUCUUAAGAUGAAGAUGGAAGGAAUCUCCAUCAAAGAGUGGAAAGACAUCCCUGUGGAGCUUCUGAUGAGGAUCCUUUCCCUUGUUGAUGACCGUAAUGUCAUUGUUGCUUCUGGUGUUUGUUGUGGCUGGAGAGAUGCUAUCUCUCUUGGCCUCACUCGUCUCCGUCUCUCUUGGUGCAAUAACAACAUGAACAGCUUGGUUCUUUCUCUUGCUCCCAAGUUUACCAAGCUGCAGACUUUAAUACUGCGGCAGGACAAACCACAGCUAGAGGACAAUGCAGUGGAGGCCAUAGCAAAUCACUGCCGUGAGCUACAAGAGCUUGAUCUCAGCAAAAGUUUGAAACUAACUGAUCGUUCCCUCUAUGCACUUGCUCAUGGUUGCCCCGACCUCACAAAACUCAACCUUAGCGGAUGCACUUCAUUCAGCGACACUGCUAUUGCGUAUUUGACCAGGUUCUGCAGAAAGCUUAGAGUUUUGAAUCUCUGCGGAUGUGUCAAUGCUGUAUCUGACAAUGCCUUAGAGGCUAUUGGGAAUAACUGCAAUCAGAUGCAGUCACUAAAUUUGGGAUGGUGUGAGAAUAUCAGUGAUGAAGGGGUAAUGAGUUUAGCUUAUGGCUGCCCAGAUCUCAGGACGCUUGACCUCUGUGGCUGUGUUCUAAUUACAGAUGAGAGUGUGGUAGCUCUAGCAGACUGGUGUGUCCACUUGUGUUCACUGGGGUUAUACUACUGCAGAAACAUAACAGACAGGGCGAUGUACUCACUAGCUCAAAGCGGGGUAAAGAACAAACCGGGUUCAUGGAAAUCAGUUAAGAAAGGGAAAUACGAUGAAGAAGGGCUUAGAAGUCUCAAUAUUAGCCAAUGCACAGCCCUUACACCUUCAGCGGUUCAAGCAGUUUGCGACACCUUCCCUGCUCUUCACACAUGUUCAGGAAGGCAUUCGCUUGUGAUGAGCGGUUGUCUGAGCUUAACAUCUGUGCACUGUGCUUGUAUCCUUCAGGCUCAUCGCGGACACAACGCUGUACCUCAUCCGGCUCACUAAAACAGAGGAAUAGGAUAUGUUGUAUAUAGAAGCAUCAUGUUGAUGUGAUUAGUAGUAUAAACGAAGUAACUUUCUAAGGUGUGCAUCAGUGUAUGUGAAGCCUUAGAAGCCGUUGAGUUGUUGUUCUUUCAUAAUCUAUCAAUAUCUUUUGGCGCUAUGUUCAUAACUCCUAUCUAAGACCUCUUUGUUACUACUACCUAGUAAAAUUAGAGCUCAUUUUAA